Myripristis murdjan (pinecone soldierfish) is the source of this 1747-nucleotide messenger RNA. It is a transcript of the gene mbpa, whose product is annotated as myelin basic protein a. The record is from RefSeq and is a predicted model, not a curated record. Gene Ontology annotation, molecular function: structural constituent of myelin sheath. The transcript is spliced from 6 exons. NCBI's taxonomy places the organism in Eukaryota, Metazoa, Chordata, Actinopteri, Holocentriformes, Holocentridae. The coding region runs from base 111 to 509 and encodes 132 amino acids.
AGGAGCACGACCGGGCGUUGGCACUGUGGGCUUUGGAUUGGCCUGGAAGAGGACUAGCAGCACUAAAGCAGACACAGAGUGGUCAACCCCACCCAACCUCAGCAAACAGCAUGGCCACGGCGAGCACCUCAGGGCAGAGCACCUUCGGGCUGGGCAGGAAAAAGAAGAGCCCUGGUCUCAUGGAUCAGAUUAGCAAGUUCUUUGGAGGGGACAAAAAGAAAAGGAGCAAGGGGUCGUUCCGGGGUCACCUGUCCACCUCGCCCCAGCAGUCCUCCUCCCGUCGUCGGGCCAAUGAAAACGCUGUUGUGCAUUUCUUCAGGAGCAUUGUAUCCUCUCCUCCUCCCAAAUCCAGGUGGAGGGAAGUCUUGGGCUUGGCCUCGUCGCCGCGUGUUGAGAGCACGAAGUCGCCCCUCAGACGACGCAGAGACCAAAGCACACUGUCCAGACUCUUCAACCUGGGAGACCCCAAGUCCCGUCCUCCCCCUAAACGCUGGAGCACCAUCUUCUAAGCUCUCCGCCGAGGACCAGACCACAGAUCCAACACAGAUGGGACAGGACGAAGGAGAGCAAACAGAUCUGCAUGUGGCGGACUCACAACCUCAAGAAAUGUUAACCCACUAACACGAGUCUCUUAUAUAUUGAGGUAGUGACACGAUAUUGGUGCGGUAAUAUUUAGUCUUUUGGGAUGUAGGUGGUCACUGAGGGGUCAGUGGUGGUGUGUGUGUGUGUGGGGGGGGCUGCACACAUACAUCCCAAAUGAGCAAAGCCAGUCCAGUCAGGAAACUCUCCAGGUACCAUCAGCUGAUUGGCUCCCGACUGGCGUGCUUUUUAUAGUUAACCAAUCAUCAUCUCACUUCCCUAAAUUCAAAAUCGUUGGCUCACCUGGUGGCAGUCUCGCUGCCCUGCCGCUGCUUCUUUUACCCCCCACCCCCCUCUUUUCCCUGCUCCACCUGCUUAGAUCUGUCUUAUGUUCCAGGGGUUAUUGCCUUUAUCCCCUGCAAAAUAUGUAUAUGCAGCAGCGAUUUAUGAAAUUAAAUGUGUGCCGCAGUCAAACCCAUUGUUAUGCCUCAUCAUCUAAUAAAUACAUCUCCUGUACGCGAGCUGUUCCACACUGAAAUAUACUUGUUGUAGUUGUCUUUUUUUUUUUUUUUUUUUUUUUAAUCCUAAUUCCAAGGAUACUUUCUCUAGAUCUCUGUUGUUAUUAUUAGCUAUUUAAGGUGUUGAGAGGUUUGGUCGUGCUAUUGCAAAACACUCUACUGUAAAAUCUUCUCACCUCGCCCAUUUUUCCACUAUCUUGGUCUGAUGGUGCUACUGUCUGCUGUCCGGUGUCCGAGGUUUGCUCAUGGGUUCGUGGCAGGUGUUUUGUUUCACUCUGUUUGUCUCCCACUGUCUGCAUUUUGUACACGAGUGACGCUUGAUUUGCCUCGUCAGCUUUCGGGAAAAAAAAAAACGCCACUCACAAGUUUGCCUCUUUGUUUUUUUUGUUUUGUGCAUCUGUGUGAAAUCUAGACUGGGAGCAUUUGUGGUUGUCGUUGCUGUUGUGCAUGAGUGUAAAGUACGUUGCCAAGAAAUGCAUUUGAAAAUAUGACUUGGAAACCUUAUACGUAAGUAGUACGGACUCUAAUAUUGUUUAACGGUUUUUGUUCAGUUAUGCCUCAGUGUAAUUAAUGCAUGUAUAGUAUUAUACUAUUCAGAUCUGUCAAAUGGAUAAAAAAAAAAAGCCCUUUCUUAGUGCACUGUUGUAUAA